GACUGUGUAUUGAAGGUGAAGAUCAGUUCAGCACCACGAAGAGACAACAGUAGGAGACGCUGUAAAGGCUUUGGAGGUUCCGCGUGUGGACGACGGCACCAGCAGCCCUGUCAGCCGCUGCGACGACAUGAUGGAGAACCUGAACCUGGACUUGAUACAGCUGAGUGACAGGGAAGGAAACAACUCUCAGGACAGCAGCAUCGCGGAAAAGGAGUAUCUUCCUGUUCCUCAGAACGUCAAGAUCACCAAUAUCACCUGUGACUCCUUCAAGAUCAACUGGGACAUGGACUGUAGAGCCAAGGACCGCAUCACUAACUACUUCCUAGACCUCAACAAAAAGGAGCACAACAACUCCAACAAGUUCAAACACAAGGAUGUCCCCACUAAGCUGGUGGCGAAGGCGGUGCCACUGCCCAUGACAGUGAGAGGCCACUGGUUCCUGAGCCCCAGGACAGAUUACACUGUAGCUGUCCAGACUGCCUCCAAGCAGAGUGACGGGAACUAUGCCGUCUCUGAAUGGAGUGAGAUCAUUGAAUUCUACACUGCAGACUACUCCACUGUGCAUCUGACACAGUUGCUGGAGAAGGCUGAGGGGGUAGCUGGCAGGAUGUUGAGCUUCUCAGUGUUUUAUCGGAACCAGCAGGAGGACUACUUCAAUAAAACGAGAGAGACACAGGAGAAACGGAUGCUCCCGGCUGUAAAGGACAACAGUGGCAGCCACGGCUCUCCCAUCAGUGGCAAGCUGAAAGGCAUCUACUUCAGCUGCAACACGGAGUUCAACACAGGCAAGCCCCCGCAGGACUCCCCCUACGGACGCUACCGCUUCGAGAUCCAGGCCGAGGCCCUGUUCAACACCAAGACCAACCUGUACUUCGGGGACUUCUACUGCAUGUACACAGCCUACCAUUACGUGAUCCUGGUGCUGGCCCGAGAGGGCUCCCCAGGGGACCUAUUCUGUAAGGGCCGUCUCCCGGCGCUGGACAUCUCAGACAACCGCUUCCUGACAUGCACCCAGGAGGAGGAGGAGGGGCGGCUGGUGUUCCACCACGCCCAGGAUGUGAUUCUGGAGGUGAUCUACACCGAGCCCGUGGACCUGGCCCUAGGCAGCGUGGAGGAGAUCCAAGGACACCAGUUCAGUAGCAUGUCUACCAUCAAUGCUAAGAAGGACCCCAGUUGCAAGACCUGUAACAUUAGCGUGGGGCGCUAACUGGCUAACUGUGGGGGAGGGAGGGGGUGUUACUACGAGGUCCCUGCAGUUCUACGGAUAAUAAUACUUCUCUACCCCUAUUGGCUGUGGUGAUUCUCUAAUCCUAUUGGCUGUGGUGAUUCUCUAACCCUAUUGGCUGUGGUGAUUCUCUAACCCUAUUGGCUGUGGUGAUUCUCUAACCCUAUUGGCUGUGGUGAUUCUCUAAUCCUACUGGCUGUGGUGAUUCUCUAACCCUAUUGGCUGUGGUGAUUCUCUAACCCUACUGGCUGUGGUGAUUCUCUAACCCUACUGGCUGUGGUGAUUCUCUAACCCUAUUGGCUGUGGUGAUUCUCUAACCCUAUUGGCUGUGGUGAUUCUCUAACCCUACUGGCUGUGGUGAUUCUCUAACCCUAUUGGCUGUGGUGAUUCUCUAACCCUAUUGGCUGUGGUUAUUCUCUAACCCUAUUGGCUGUGGUUAUUCUAUAUCCCUAUUGGCUGUGGUUAUUCUAUAUCCCUAUUGGCUGUGGUGAUUCUUUAACCCUAUUGGCUGUGGUGAUUCUGUAAUCCUACUGGCUGUGGUGAUUCUAACAGACAUCAGUCAUAUUAUACAGGUGCAAUGUAAUGAUAUGCCAAAGGUAACAACACCUUGACCAAGCUGCUAGAAACAAGCUGUGGUAACAGCUUCAACAAGGCAUAAUGAAUUAGUAUUAUGUGACAUUGUCUUGUAAUGGAAUGUAAUGAUUACUGGAUCAUUCUAAUGUUAUUGUCACGUCCUGACCAGUAAAGGGUUUAUUUGUUAUUGUAGUUUGGUCAGGACGUGGCAGGGGCGUAUUUGUUUUAUGUGGUUCGGGGUGUGUGUUUAUGUAGAGGGGUGUUUGGUUAGUGUCUUCCGGGGUUUUUGGGCUAUGUUCUAUGUUAGUAUAUUUCUAUGUUCUAGUCUUUUUAGUUCUAUGUUUAGUUUAUUGAUUUGGCCUUCAAUUGGAGGCAGCUGCUCCACGUUGCCUCUGAUUGAAGGUCCUAUAUAGAGGGGUGUGUUUUGUUUGGGUUUUGUGGGAAGUUGUGAUUGCAUAGCUGUGUUUAGCCUGUAAUCCUGUUCGUUCAUAUGUUUUCUUGUUUUGUUUUCUUAAGUAUUCAAAAUAAAUAAAUAUAUAAUGAGCACUCAACCCGCUGCGCUUUGGUCCACUUACUACGACGACCGUUACAGUUAUCUUGUAAUGGAAUGUGAUUACUGGAUCAUUCUAAUGUUAUCUUGUGAUGGAAUGUGAUUACUGGAUCAUUCUAAUGUUAUCUUGUAAUGGAAUGUGAUUACUGGAUCAUUCUAAUGUUAUCUUGUAAUGGAAUGUGAUUAUUACUGGAUCAUUCUAAUGUUAUCUUGUGAUGGAAUGUGAUUACUGGAUCAUUCUAAUGUUAUCUUGUCAUGGAAUGUGAUUACUGGAUCAUUCUAAUGUUAUCUUGUAAUGGAAUGUGAUGAUUACUGGAUCAUACCAAUGUUAUCUUGUAAUGGAAUGUGAUGAUUACUGGAUCAUUCUAAUGUUAUCUUGUAAUGGAAUGUGAUGAUUACUGGAUCAUUCUAAUGUUAUCUUGUAAUGAAAUGUGAUUACUGGAUCAUUCUAAUGUUAUCUUGUAAUGGAAUGUGAUUACUGGAUCAUUCUAAUGUUAUCUUGUAAUGGAAUGUGAUGAUUACUGGAUCAUUCUAAUGUUAUCUUGUAAUGAAAUGUGAUUACUGGAUCAUUCUAAUGUUAUCUUGUAAUGGAAUGUGAUUACUGGAUCAUUCUAAUGUUAUCUUGUAAUGGAAUGUGAUUUCUGGAUGAUUCUACGGCAGGGAUUCAUUCCGAUCGCGGGUUAUAGGUAUUGCGGUUUUUAAAGACAAGUUCCUAUGGAGCUGAUAUUUGCAGCGUUUCCAGUGAAUGGGAUCUCCACGAAUGAAGGAACAAUGCCUUUAAAGCCGCGAUGGGAUUGAAUCCCAGCCUGAAGCAUAGCAGGUUGCAGCAUUACACUGAUGUCAGUCUGAUGUCUGAUGGGUUCUGUGUUAUAUGUAUUACCAUCAUUAAACAGAAACUACAUUAUCCUGUGUUCAACAUAAUAAACAUCA
This is a messenger RNA of Salmo salar (Atlantic salmon), 3278 nucleotides long. RefSeq names its product phytanoyl-CoA hydroxylase-interacting protein-like. Gene Ontology annotation, cellular component: cytoplasm. Gene Ontology annotation, molecular function: protein binding. The record is from RefSeq and is a predicted model, not a curated record. NCBI's taxonomy places the organism in Eukaryota, Metazoa, Chordata, Actinopteri, Salmoniformes, Salmonidae.